Molecule: messenger RNA, 4515 nt
Organism: Nasonia vitripennis (jewel wasp)
Lineage: Eukaryota; Metazoa; Arthropoda; Insecta; Hymenoptera; Pteromalidae
Exons: 13
Coding region: 533-3151 (872 amino acids)
Biological process (GO): nuclear envelope organization
Cellular component (GO): nuclear envelope; meiotic nuclear membrane microtubule tethering complex
Molecular function (GO): protein-membrane adaptor activity
Source: RefSeq, a predicted model, not a curated record
GUAUAUAGUAGAUUUACAGUGCGUCGAUGCAGAUAAGACUCGUAUGCGUGAUCUCGGAGCAUUUGCGCACUAUAUCUAAGUACUAGAAACUAGGUUAAAACUUAUCAUCAUCGCGAAUCGAUUUGCGGAUUACUUAUCCAUUGCUGUAUUAGUGUAUCUGAAUCAUAAUAGCUAUAUACCUACAGUGCAGUUGUGUCCUGUUGUGUCAGUAUAAUGAACGUUCAAAUGUUUCGCAUUCGACAGAUAACGCGCCGUCUCUGACCUGCUCUGACUUUUCAUUAUUUACUUAUAUACUUUCAGCUGCUUCCGCGAUUGUCAGAAGAGGAGCGUUUUGUAGGUUAGUCGUAGGGCGUCAAAUAUUUUGCUCCGAGAAAACGCUGCAGGAACUCGAACUCGGCGUUCCGGGAAGUGCCAGUCCAUUUUUAGUGCGCGCACCGAGAGAGACAUUAGUCGCCGCGGGUUUGAUUUUCUCUCUGCCCCCCUCCGCGUCGUCGCCUGUAUUAUUACCUCCGUAGAGGAGCCAGCAUAAAGAAUGGAGAGUAGUGAGCAGAAACACUACGAGCUGCGGAGUCGUAGUCGAUCCAGGUCAGAGACACCCCAGAUUCUCAGUCGCACUGUUACUGAAAACGAGGGCUCUGAACAUCACUAUGAACUGCGGAGCAGGGACAGAUCUAUGACACCUGGGGAAGUCACCAGCAGCAGAAGGUCAGCUUCCAGAUCAUUACCUAGCAGUGUGGUGAAAGCACGCAACAAAAAUAUGGAUACAAUUACAGAAAAAGAUGACACUUUGACGGAUAAUAACUCUGAUACACAAAGCAAAAGUUCAGAUAAAUCAGUGACAAUUACUAAAAGUACGAAAAAGCUUGAACGUCGAUCAGAGCGUCAGAGAAUCAAAAGGCAGAUAAUUGAGAAUGGAGAAAGUGAAUGCAAAAGUGAAGUAGAUGAUUCGGAUGCAAAAUCCGAAACCAAGGAAAGAAAAAGGGAAAGUAUUACUCCAAAAAGGCAAAUGACAAGUGACUAUUCGUCAGAAGAAGGAGACAGAGAGGAUGUGCCUAGUAGGCCAGGUUCUGCUUAUGAAUUCUAUAAGCAACAAGGCGAAUAUUGGAAUAAGUUUCCAAAGACAGACUAUACAUACUCGCAGACAUCGACAUGUCGCUACGAAGUGGCCCCGGGCGUUAUGGCCAUUCCUAACAUGUCCCGACGCUCGCUGCAUUCGGAUAACAGUUUCUUUAGCAGUCAAGGGUCUAACAGCCAGAGUCUCAGUCAGUCUUCCAAGGAAAGCUUCAACGAAGAGAAUAAUACUAUGGAUGUUAGCGAGAUUCGCCGUGACUUAUCGGACGGGGUUCCGCAACUAUUACCGCACAUUAGAGGUUCAGGUACUGCGGUAGGUCAAUCAGUCAUUUACAAGAGAACACAUGUCGAGCAGUAUAAUUCUACUCGACGCGAUUAUGUAUAUGACUCGACAAGCGAUAACCAAAUCAAUGAAAAAUAUGAAUCGUGGGCGAAUCCACUUUUGAAAUCAAAUGCAGUUGCUCGUUACAGAUCUGCGGCAAACGUGGAUUCCGAUACGGAACUAGAUGAGGCUGUCGCCGUAAAAAAUUAUAAAUACCGGUUAAAAGAUACCCAGAGCUUCUACAAAUUCACUAGUCUCAUCUCAACGUGGUUUUUCGCGACUCUUCAUUUGGUUACUUUCGGUCAGUUUAAGAAGAAAGAAUUUUCUACUAGUCAUUACUACCGUCGUUAUGAAGAUACAAAAUGGAGUCGACUUCGACUACGAAUUGAUAAGGUCAUGCAGCACAUGUAUUUAUUGCUGGUCAAAGUUGUACUUCUUGACUCAUGGUUACUAAGCAAAGCUUCCAAUAUUCGAGAACGAGCCCAAGGACGACGUACAAAAAUACUUUGGCUUGUGCUUCUUCCUCUUUUUCUAACAAUCGGGGGCUGGUUCUUGCCACAGAUUUGGUCUGUCAUUUCACUAUCUUCCAAACAUUCUCUGCCUGAAAUCAAAGAGCAAGUGCCAACGGCGCAAACUUAUGUGCAUAAUGAGGAUUCAGAAGCCAAUAAAGAACUCAGGGAUAUGGUGAAUCUAUUGAUCGGUCGUGUUCAACAUUUAGAAGCUGCCAGGGUGGAACAUUCAGAACAUCUAUCAAACGUCACGCAAAUAUUAGAAGAACUGAAACGUGUGGACAGCAGCAUUUGGAAGCAUUAUGAUGAGAAACUGGUGAACCUUGGGCAAGAGCUGCAAACUCAAGCCGGAAACAGGGAAACUUUGAAGAACGAGGUGCUGGAGUCCAUGCGUAUUGAGUUAAAAACUCUGAAGAACCUGUAUACACAGCUGAAGUCCUGCUGUGACAUGGCUGAGGCAAAUAUUGUUACCGAUAAGGAGAUUGAGGACAAAACGAAUAAGGUGUUUUCCAGAUAUUUUGGUGAUGGCUUCUCAAAACAGGACAUUGUCAGGAUAUUUCAGAUUAUGAACUCAAAGAUUCAGCAGGAUGAAGCGCAAAAACAGACCAGUUCAGCUUCGUCGCCAAGCCCUGAACCCGGCGGUGAUAGCAAUGCAAUGGGAAUAGCCGAAAUCCGACAAAUAGUUUUAGGGAUUCUCAAAAUCUACGAUGCCGAUAAGACUGGCCGAGUAGAUUACGCUUUGGAGUCUGCAGGUGGACAAAUUAUCAGUACCCGUUGCACUCAGCGUUAUAACAUUUACACACGUGCCUUCAAGGUUCUUGGAUUAACCUUGUAUUACGAAAGCAACAAUCCACGAACUGUAAUACAGGGUACUAAUACUUUGCAGCCUGGAAUGUGCUGGGCAUUCCAAGACUUCCCAGGUUAUUUACUUAUCAAACUCAGAACUAUGAUCUAUGUAACGGGAUUCACUGUUGAGCAUGCGCCGAGGUCUAUCCUGCCCAACGGCGAAAUGAAAAGUGCGCCGAAAAAAUUUAACGUCUGGGGAUUAAGAGCAGAGAAUGAUUUAGAGCCUGUGAUGUUUGGGGAAUAUGAGUUCUUAGACAAUAAUGAAAGUUUACAAUACUUUUCUGUACAGAAUACGUCAAUAACAACGCCGUACGGAUAUGUCGAGAUGAGAAUCCACAGCAAUCAUGGCCAACUCGAGUACACGUGCCUUUACAGAUUUAGGGUGCAUGGAAACCUCGCGUGAUGCGUCAAGCUAUUAGACCAAAACCCUCCUACCAUAAAGACGCUUCGCCAAAAGACGAAACUAAGUACUAUUAAAAUAAUCAAUACUUUGUGUGCCUUGAAAUGAGUCAUCGGCGAAACGCAAAAAAAAACUAAACGCAUAAUAUUUUACGCAUCAAUACGAGAACAGAUCUAUAAACCAAACAAACACAAUAAUAGGACAGAUCUGAUCUAUUGUAAAAAGUGAAAAUGUUCAAAGAGUAUUUUUAUAAAAACAUCUCUUAUUAGUUGUAAUGAAUGCUGAAACUUCUCAAAGUUACCGACGUUUAAAAGAAAAAGUCAUUAACGUUGUUUGUUGGUCCUUUGUUAAGAUUUCUGCAUUUUUUAUUUAUUUUAUUCAAAGAAAUCGUUAACACGGUAUAUUCAAAAACAAUACAACGUUAAUGACGAUUUUGUCGCUGUAAGCGACCCUUAAAAAAGCCGGAAAAUGUACCGACGUAAGACAGUACAAAUUGUAAAGCCACUUACUAGUUAGUAGUUUCUAAGUCACGCUUUUUGUAAAAAGAAUUGAUUACUGAGUGAUAUGUAUAAACUAUUUGUAAGUCUACUCGUAUUUAUAAACAAAGAAAUAGUUAAGGGGCAGCUUACGACAUGAGCCACGUGCGAAAUAUUGCACACUAGAGUUCCGGAACGUUUUUGUGAUUAAUGAUAUUAUAUUUAUUUAAAUUUUCUGUUCAUUACUCGAACUAAAAGUAAUUUUUCUUCAUAAUGGCAAUUUUCUAUUUAUUUUCAUUUUUUCAUUUAGCUUGAUUUCAAUUAAUCCUGCUAGAAUUAUAUCAGUUUUAUGAUUUUUUUCUUAAAUACUAUUUCUUUAUUUUAUUUAUUCUGAGUUUUCAAAUUGGCCUUAGAAUCUCAUUUUUUUCAUUCUAUUCUAAAAACGUUUUGGAAUUUUACGGACGAUUUUUUUACAUUACCGAAUUUACAUAACAGUAACAUUUUUUUUUUGCAUAAUACAUCAAUCUAGUUAUAUUUUUUCAAGUCGAAAGAAUUGUAGGUAAUAGCUUUCAACUUACAUACGCUUGCUUCCUAUUUGUAUACUGCGAAGAAUUUGCAAAUUUGCAAAUUCUUUGAUCUGACUGAGAUUUUUAUAAAUUCGACUUGGACGAUCAGGGAAGAUUUUUUUUGGCACGUAAUAUACUUAAGAUGAAGGAUUUAAGGAAUAAUGAUCCAUAAACGAUAAGUUAAAAAUAAUUACGUUGUCACGCAUGUCGUAGCAUGAAAGACGAGAAAGCCUUCCUUUUUUUACCCGAGUGUCAUGUGUAUGCACGCUUCCUACUCAGAGUAGAAGUUAAGUUUUGUGAAUAAAUAAAAAUAUAAAAGACUAUU